Manihot esculenta (cassava) is the source of this 3315-nucleotide messenger RNA. RefSeq lists its product as uncharacterized. The transcript is spliced from 6 exons. The record is from RefSeq and is a predicted model, not a curated record. The coding region runs from base 1762 to 3270 and encodes 502 amino acids. NCBI's taxonomy places the organism in Eukaryota, Viridiplantae, Streptophyta, Magnoliopsida, Malpighiales, Euphorbiaceae.
UCACUUAUCUUGUAGAUUGAAGUCCCUUUUUUUAUCAAUGAGUUUUGAGUGUCUCAGUGUCAUGGAUUGGUAAAAUUUGGUGAUGAGCAAAGUAUUUCGCUGAUUUAAUUUCGUCGUUAGGUAGAUUUUGUAAUUACGUUCCCCUCAAUACGUAAUUGGAGCAAAGCAUUUUCUUUGUCGAAGAGCAAAGCAUUGAGUAUAGAGUAGAUUAUAAUGUGACUAGAGUUUAAAUGAGGGUUUAUGGCUAAUGUUGGAGUGAAUUCUGGGAAUUCUCUCCUUUGAAUUUUGUUUGAUUGGUUGCAUGUCAAGGCCAUAUUGUAGGUUUCAGUGCUGCUGUUCAGAAAUUUCUCCAUCUUGGUUAAAAGGUUCUGAAAGUGAGAUAAAUUUUUGACUACCUUGUAGAUUUGAUAAUAGAGUGUUCUCUUCUAUAUGUCUGACAAGGUGGUGCAUUUAAAAGUUUUUAGAUAUAAAAUUGAACAUUCGGACUUGUAGCCUCUAAGAUACAUAUAUAGGAGUGUGAGUGUAUUGAAUAUUUUUUACCUGACUUGCAAUAAUAUCUAUGCAUUUUAGAAGUAUGCUGUUUCGAUGUUCUUUAGAAGGUUUUGAGGUUCCCAGAUGAAUUUCUUUAAUUUAUGAUGUUAGUCUGGUUCUUGUGGUUUGUCUAGUGAGGCUAAGGUGUUAGCUUGUUAAGAUAGUAGAUAGUUUUCUAGAGUCUACAAAAUAAACAAUAUGCUGUAAUGGAAUGGCAUGAUUUUCUUGGUUCUCAUUUGGAAUCAUGGGUUUAAGUAUUCUUAUGAGAUAUUGUGGUAUUUGUAGCUUGUUCUAGUGGAAGAUUGGAAGGAGUUUGGGUUGUCCUACUGUGCCCGUAUCAUCGUCUUUUAUUAGGAUGGCAGUGGAAAAAUUUGGUGAAUGGGGGACAGUUAUUAUUGGCUGCCAAUAUGUGCAUAACAGAAGGCAUAAAAAAACUAAGGGCCAUGCCUGUAGUUCAGUGAACAGGUGUUGGAGUCCUUGGAGGCUUUUACAAAAUUCUUGCAAGGAAAAGAAUCCAAGAAUGUUUCAUUCAAGGAAUGAAGAAUGUUUGAAAUUUUAUAAUGAAAUUGUCUUAUGACCAAGCUUUAGUAUUAUCAAGGUGAGAGGCGACACUAAAACAAUAGGUAUUCCUUGACCUUAGGCAAGAGGUGAGAUGCAAAUUAAGGGCCUUUUUGAAAUGAGGCAUCAUAGCCAAAAUUAUACACACACACUUUUAACAUAUUAUACUUUUAACUAGUUUUAUAACAUAUACAAGACUACAACAAUCUAAAGAAGGCAAUAAAAACAAUACCCAUCUAUAAUUGCAAUAGAGAAGAUGAAGAAGAAAUUAUAAAGAAAAGAAAAGAUGCUGGUGUUAUAUAGAAUAGCAGCUGCUGUGUGCCGUAGUGCCAUUUUGGAAUGGAAGAAGACAAGUAGAUGAGAGAAGAAGAGGAGGUGAAUAGAAAAAGAGAGAAAAUUGGAAAAUAAAACAAUUCUGCUCUGCUGCUGUGUCAGGAAGAAAAGAGAGGAAGAAAAGAGAAGAAGGAGAAUAUUAGAGAAAGUUGGGGAAAAGAGACUUACUUGGCCUCUGUUAUGAGAGGGUAUUUUCUUUGGCUGGUGGCUGGUGUCUGAGAGAGUUUGGAAGAGGCUAUUGUUUGUAUUUUGGUGUUCAAAACAUUUUUUUUAAAAUGUUAAUAUUUCUGCAGGGAGAUGGUGCCUUGUGUCCUGGUGCCUGGCACAGCGCCUCUUUGAAUGGCUCCUUCGCUAGUGCUAGGCAAGGCAACUCCUUGUCAGACUUGUGGUGAUGGAGGCUUCCCUGAGGCUUUGAUUUUUUGUCAGGAAUGCCAGGCUUAUGCUGUGCAUCGUUAUUGCUUACAUGUAUUGCCGGCAACUUUUGAUGAAUAUGUGGUAUGGUUAUGUGAGGAUUGUGGACCAGAGGUCGAAAAAUCAUCCUUCCUUGGCAAAUUUAGCCGGGACAGGGAAAAUGACUCGGGAAAUUUUGGAAGUGUUAAAGUGAAGAAGAGGAAUCGUGUUCAUAAAUGGAAAAAGAAAUCUAAGAGAAAAGUCUAUCCUUGCACUUUGACCAAGUCAAGGGUUUUGGAUGAGAAAGAUCAGGAGAUUGUAAGAGAGGAGAACAGUGAGAAAGAUCAGGAGAUUGUAAGACAAAAUAGAAUGGAUGAGUCUGGCUUUGAUGAAGUGGUUGAAUCUCAUGGAAGUGAAAGCUCUCAGCUGGAUGUCCAUGACUGUCAACUGCUAGAGAUGAAUUGCCGUAAGGAUGGAAAGAAAGAUGAUAGGCAUGGAAGACAACAUCAUCCCAAUGAGGGCAACUUCCAUGAAGAAGCAGAGCGUCUUAAAACACAGAACUCUCCAGUGGCUAUACCCUUGGAAGUGAUUUGUUCUGAGCAUGUGGAGAUAGAUCAGAAAGUUGGAAGAUGGAAUGGUCUGCAUGAGGAGUGCUUCAGUGAAGAGGCUGCAAGACUGAAUGGGAGUGGCUUCAAUGAAGGGAGUGAAUCCCCUGAAACCAAGAACACUCGAUUGGAUAGAUGUGAUAGUCACCCUCUUGAUGUGGAUCCCUUAAAGGAUGGAGAAAACAAUUGCAUACUUGGAAGACAGAACAAUUUGGAUGAAGGCAGCUCCUGUGAAGAGGCUGAACCUUGCAUCACUAAUGACCGUCAGCUGGUGGUUUCUUACAGCCCAAACAUUGUAGUACAUGCACAGCCGAUUAAGGAUCCUAUUUGGAGGGGAAGCUUGAGCCUUGUGGAAAAAAAAUUUGGCACAGUGAGUGGACUUGUUGCUCAUGUAUCUAGCAUAGCAUGCGCUAAAGUUAUUGAGGAAGCAAAAUCAUUACCAGCAUUGCUUUCCCCUGAAUUACUUCCUAGAGCUGCUGUCUGGCCUAAGGGUUUUGCAAAGUCAGGGCCAAAUGAUAAUAGCAUUGCUCUUUAUUUUUUUCCAGACAGUGAAAGGAAUGAAAAGGUUUUCGACAGUCUAGUGAACGACAUGAUCAGCAAAGAACUGGCCAUGAGAGUGGAUGUUCAAAAUGCAGAAUUACUGAUUUUCACUUCAAGAAUACUGCCAAUGGAGUUUUGGAGAUUCCAGGCAAAAUUUUAUUUGUGGGGAGUAUUCAAGGGGAAGCAGACUUCAAAGGCAGCGGUUAAUGCAAUCUCUGGAGAGGAGAAAGGCCCCAUGAAGGCCUUAGCAUGGGAUAGACGGAGUCCUGUUAGUCCUUUAAGCGAUGGUAGUUAUGGUUGUGGCUCAAUGUAAUUCACACUUAAUUCAUCAAUGCAAUGAGCUGUGUGUUAAUAAAAU